Molecule: messenger RNA, 681 nt
Organism: Rangifer tarandus platyrhynchus (Svalbard reindeer)
Lineage: Eukaryota; Metazoa; Chordata; Mammalia; Artiodactyla; Cervidae
Source: the annotation of a GenBank genome assembly
AUGGGGAACCGCCCAGGGCGGGUCUCGACUGAAACUUCAGAACUCAGAAGCUAUUGCAAAGAGGAGUGUGGGAAAACUCUUGAGAUGAGCCACACCACAAACUUCCAGAAGCUUCCGUGCUGGAGAAACAAGAACCAAAGACGGUCAGAGCGAGGUAUUCAGGCCUUCACCGUGAAGAACUCGGUAAACACAGAGAGGCUCGAUGCAAGAAGGAUGAAGAUGGAAGAAGAACUCACUGAGAACAUCGGGCUCCCGGUGAAUCUGCUUGAGAAACACGACCUAUGGCCGGCCUAUGUCACUUACACCUCCCCGGUGGUGAAGAGACUCAUUGAGAAGAGCAAGGCCAGAGAGCUGGAGUGCUUGCAAACGGUGGAGGAGAGUCGGCGGGUGGGCAAGCAGAGCAAGCCAGCCAGCUUCAUCCAGCUGAAGAGGAGAAAGUCCUCCAAGUCCUCGGGCACUGCCACCUUCAAGGACCUGAGGUCCGAGACCAUGCUGUCUGUGUGGGGCUCCCUCUCCAUGUCGGCCACGGGGCCCCCGAGGGUCCCAGAGACCCUUCACCUCCACUCGGACUCCAGGGCGAGUCCCACCGCCAGCUACAACAAGAUCAUCUUUGCCCGGGCACCCACUGUGAGGACGCUCCCUUACACGGCCGGGCGGCCAUCGGAAAUGUUUUGUCUCUAG